Molecule: messenger RNA, 357 nt
Organism: Truncatella angustata
Lineage: Eukaryota; Fungi; Ascomycota; Sordariomycetes; Amphisphaeriales; Sporocadaceae
Product: synaptobrevin family protein
Exons: 3
Coding region: 1-357 (118 amino acids)
Biological process (GO): vesicle-mediated transport; vesicle fusion
Cellular component (GO): SNARE complex; plasma membrane
Molecular function (GO): SNAP receptor activity; syntaxin binding
Source: RefSeq, a predicted model, not a curated record
AUGGCUUCUACUCAGGAUGCUCCAUAUGACCCCUACAUUCCCAGUGGCCAGGCUGGCGCUGCCCAACAGCAAGGCGGCAAUGCCAGGACGCAGGCGCUGCAAGCUCAAAUCGACGACACCGUUGGUGUCAUGAGAGAAAACAUCAACAAGGUAUCCCAACGUGGUGAGCGCCUGGACGCUUUACAAGACAAGACAGACAACUUGGCAGUCUCUGCCCAGGGUUUCCGCCGCGGAGCCAACAGAGUGCGCAAGCAGAUGUGGUGGAAGGACAUGAAGAUGCGCAUGUGCCUGAUCGUUGGUAUCAUCAUCCUCAUUCUAGUCAUUGUCAUUCCUGCUGUUGUCGCAACAAAGCAUUAG